Copidosoma floridanum is the source of this 2313-nucleotide messenger RNA. RefSeq lists its product as uncharacterized. The record is from RefSeq and is a predicted model, not a curated record. Lineage: Eukaryota; Metazoa; Arthropoda; Insecta; Hymenoptera; Encyrtidae.
AUGGAGUUGUUGAGAAGUAAGGUGAUCGGUGAUCCGUUGGGGGUACGCGAGAGUUUACACAAAGAUGAUGGAGGUAAAACUAACAAUAGACAAGAAGAUGCCCAUAGACAAGCAAAUACACAUGUAGAGGAUCAUAAAGGAGUGAGUUGGAGUGCUAAUAAAGUAGCGAGUACAGAGAAUAUCAGAGAAAAAAGUGGAAAUGUAGCAGAGACAAUUGAGAAGGAUUAUAAAGAUGGAAUGAGAGGUCGAAUGAAAUCGAAACGACAAAACGGCAAGAAACGGCCCGCUAGUGAAGAUUUGCUAGAGGAAAUCAUCCCUAUGAAACGAGCCUUCAUGCAAACUGAUGUGCCACCUAAAGAAACGGUUACACUUAAACGAAAGUGUUCAGUAUGGCAAGACAAGUCAGCCAUACCUGUAAAACGGGCUAGAACGUGUAAUACAAAGCAAGAGAUAUUGCAGAUUGAGGAUCCAGUAGCUAAGGCGAUACGCCGACAAGGGAGCACCAGUGGUGCUACCCUUACAUGUGGCCAAGGGGACACUGGCCAGCUGGGACUAGGAGAGGAAGUCCUAGAAAAAACAAGAUUCACGGAAGUCUCGAAAUUAAAAGAUGUUAUUUCCGUAGCUGGUGGAGGAAUGCACAACAUAAUCCUCACCAAUGAUGGUUGCGUUGCAACCUUUGGUUGUAACGACGAGGGGGCAUUGGGAAGAGACAUUACAGAGUGUGGAGAAGCUACCCCAGGAUUUGUAGAGUUGCCUGCGCGGGCUAUACAAGUAACCGCGGGUGAUUCACACAGUGCCGCUCUUCUUGAAGAUGGGAGGGUUUAUUGUUGGGGAGCAUUUCGGGAUUCACACGGAACUUUAGGGUUAAUCAAUAGAAAAAAAGAAGAGACUCCAAUUGAAAUUCUACAUAACAAAAAAUUUUUGAAAAUAGCGUCCGGGUCAGAUCAUAUUGUGCUCCUGGAUAACACUGGGACAGUGUUUACACUUGGGUGUGCCGAGCAGGGCCAGCUCGGCAGAGUUUCGGUAAGAAAAGUAGACCGAUAUAGUAGACGGGGAAAGGACCAACUUCUCACCCCAGAGAAAGUCUACUUUCACAUAAAAAAAAAUAUCAUUAUUAGAAAUAUUUGGGCUGGUAGCUUUUCCACGUUCGCUGAAGCAGGGAAUGGUGACCUGUAUGUUAGUGGGCUUAACAACUAUAAUCAGAUCGGUCUUAAAGGAUGUGAUAAAACCUUACAUCCGAAGGUUUCGCACACAUUCAGCAGACACAGAUGGAUGCAAAUUAGCUCAGGUCAGCAUCACACAGUUGCUGUGAACGAUCAAGGACAAGUUUAUACAAUCGGGCGUAAGGAAUACGGAAGAUUAGGCCUUGGAAGCCUAUGCGAGGAUGCUCAGGAGCUGAUUCCAGUGCCCAAGCUGGAAAACUUAAAGUGUAUUGACGUGGCAGCUGGUACUGCACAGUCGUUUGCCGUCACAAAUACUGGAACACUCUAUGCCUGGGGCAUGGGCUCGGAAGGUCAGUUAGGAACUGGUAAAGAGGAAGAUAUAUACGAGCCUGAAUUAAUUAAUUCGAAACACGUCAAAGAUGCAUUUCCAACAAAGAAUUCAAGCGUCGUUCUCAAGACAGCGAAACCCAUAAACUACGCGCACGACGGUAUACACCCGGAUAACUGCAAGAGAGAUGACAGUACAUCCGCCGAGCCAUCGGUGUACCAGCUGGCGACAAGACAAGUCAACCCACAACGUCAAAGAUUAGGAGCUAUAAAACUGACAGCUCACUGCACGAAUAAGCAAGUCAGUGUCUCUGUAGCAAGGUUCGUAAAAAAAUUUGCAAGAGCAAGAAGGACGUGGUGCAGCGAGAUGUUGACGGAAUCGCGGGAAGAGUUCGUCCCGACGGAGGAGGUCGAGGUCGAGUUGGACGAGUUCGAUUACUACGGAGACGCGGACCAAGACCUGCUGCUGCUGGAGGACCAGUCGGUGGAGUUGCACAGCCUGGCGGAGCAAAUUUUGCGGGAAACCUCGUUGGACUCGGCGGCGGGCUCGGACGACGAGGACCGGGAAGUCGUUUGCCAGGUGAUAAACCGAGAAGCCGAGAGGAUCAUGCGCUUGACGAGGGAGAUAUUGUGCAGGGCACAAGAGGAAAUGAGCGAUCGAGCAAAGAGCGGAGACGUGGGAGUGGACGGGACCACGAGGUCGGUGGCUCAGGAGAGUUCGAGGGAUGCAGUUUCGGGUGGUGCGGAUGAGACGGGAAAAAGCCAUAGGUUUGGGGACUUCGAUGUGUUUGGGGUGGCCAACUCGAGGCAAAGCUUUGCCUGA